AUCUAGUAAUUACCUCAGCAGAUUUAGCAAAAGAUUGUAGCGUUUUGUGUUACACGUGUAUUUUGGGAACCAAAUAUAUAUUUUUGUACCUGUAAAACGUGUUCAACAUGUUGUCGAGCAAUGUGAAUUGACAGAUGGUGAAAGCUUGCACAACAAUUCGGAGAGUUUCUUGGUUGGAAGUGGUUUACCAUUUGUAUAUUUUGGAAUAAUAUAGUUUUAUAUGAUAUGGAGAAAGAGGAACUAUUACCUUACCAUUGUUGAUAAACGGUUGGUCUCCGGUAUAUAUAAGACGGCCAAGCUACGUAGUCUAUGCCAACUAAGUUCGAACGGUCGGACAACCUAAUAAGAUGUCUUCAGAAACACUGUCUCAAGUCAACGGGACUGUUUUUUAUGGACGAAUCAAUACGACAGGAGAUGGUGUGAAUAGUACGCCUACUGUUGAUGUUUACGAGGAGCCACACGAAAACGUGGAAGCCAUUCUGGUGCCUAUUCUCUUCGCUAUAAUAUUCCUUAUUGGCGUCGUGGGAAACGUCACUCUCAUCUUUACGGUGUUGAAAAACAAGUCUUUGCGGAAUACUCCUAACAUUUUUGUAGUCAGUUUAUCAAUUGGUGAUUUACUGUUAUUAUUGUGUUCUGUGCCGUUUUCGUCCACGCUUUUCACGUGUUUCUCUUGGCCUUUUGGGCGAUUUCUGUGUAAAUUUAACGAAUACAUGCAAACACUUUCUCUUGGUGUCUCGGUAUUUACACUAACUGCCCUAAGUGGUGACCGGUAUAUUGCCAUUGUUCACCCCAUGAGUAAGCACACGGGAAAACCUACGCUUAUAACCGUAGUAACUGUGGUUGGAAUUUGGAUUCUUUCCGCCGCUCUCGCAAUACCGGAGGCAGUUACAUCAAACGUACUAUAUUUUGAAGGAGGAGCCCAAAUGGAUAAUGAAAACACCACAAUCGUACCAGUAACUAUCGCGAUUUGUAAAAUAUAUCCGGAAGACAGCUUGCCAGUGUGGUACAGCAAGGCACACUCCAUGUACAGAUUUAUAGUGUUCUUUGUUAUACCUCUUCUCGUCAUCGCAAUGUUCUACGUCAUGAUGGCGAGAAUCCUGGUAAUCAGUAGUAAGGCAUUGCCCUGUGAAUCCGUAAAAGGAUCAGCGAUGAAUCAACAGCAAAAAAGGCAGAUUCAAGCGCGUUUGAAGGUGGCCAAAGUAGUUCUUUCCUUUGUCGCCAUCUUUGCUGUAUGCUGGCUACCACGUCACAUAUCGAUCCUAGCUGGACAUUUCGCAGAUCCGGAGUACAAUAUGUCUUGGCAUGUUCUUAAAAUAACAUCAUUUUGCUUGACUUAUAUCUACUCAUGCGUGAAUCCAUACGCGCUCUACUUUCUAAGCAGUCAGUUUAGGAAGUAUUACAACCGCUACUUGUUCUGUUGCUGCCCUAAGGGCUCUUAUAUAGGUUUAGCGGGCGGGGAACAUUCGGCUAUGUACAAUUUUAAAAGCACUAUGCGGCGGGGUAGCAUGACUUGUACGGGCGUGGUGCAUUCGCAGUCUAUUUUCUAAGACUGUCAGUGGUGACAUAUAAAUAAACAUUUAUAGCUAUAACACAAAAAGUAUAUAGUUCUCACCCUUCCAUAUUUUUUCUCAUCUGAUCUUAGCGUAAAAACGAUCAAAAUUAUUUUGCUGACGCAUCAUCUUAUGAUUGAAACAUAACUUUUUACGAAAACCUAAUUCUAAAAGCUUUUUGAAUAGCCCAUUCGAAAUCGUUUUAUUCAGUAUUAAUCAGCAAUACUGUAUAUAACUAUUGUGAACAACAUGGGACUUAGUUAAUGUAAGCCUUUCUAUAGCAGAACGAUAAUUUACCACUGCAACUGUAUUUUAUUUCGGAUAUGUUAUCAUUAGAGAUUUCAAUGUCAUAUCAAUAAAUGGUUAAUAUAAACGUCACGCUUAGACAUAUUUUUCUUAGUAAUAAAUUAUAUAUCUCAUGCAAAAAUUAUUUCAGUGUAAAUAUAACAAUAUGUGUAGUCGCAAUAUUAUGUAUGGUGGUGAUUUAUUUAUAAUUGUUCGUACUAUUGUGUCAAAAUAUAUCGAGAGAAAACGGGACGAUAUGAAUGCAUUUUUGUAGUAAUGCUUUAACAAAAGGGACAAUAUAUUGACAUAAUCUUAAAUAAGCACGCUCCUGGGAACUAAUGUUCAUUCGAUAUCUUGUUCUUUUGCUUCGUAAACUAAUUGAAAUAAUUAACUUUUCUGGCAAAAGCAAUAGCGAUAUAAGGCCACAAGUACAGAGUUAUUCGUUAUUGUUGAAUUACACAAAGUUAAAUGCAAGUAUGGCUAAUGAAUAUCGUAUAAUAGCGUAUACCUUUUAGUACAAAUACUUGCUAAUAGGUGUCUCAAAUCUUUACCAGAAACCAACACGUUCGUUCAAGUCGCACAUUUCUGGUAUGCAUAGUGCAUUAAUUAAUGGUACCUAAAAGUUUAAUCAAGAAAGACAAAAACGGUACCCGAAAUAUAUGUACUCAAUAUACACUGUUUGUCCUGAAUUAAAUGUUUAACUUCAUGUUCAGACAUACGCUAAUGUGUAAAUUUCUUUGUAAGGUGUUAUAACCUUAUAGAAACACUGGCGCAAAAAGGGUAUAUUUAGGGAAUUAAGAAAGGACAUCGUAUUGAAAGGUCACGUAACAAUCAGCGGUUAUUCCCAGUCACAAGUUCGUCGAAAUCAUGUGUAGACACCGUAUGUGAAUGCUUGAAAAGUGUUGCUUCAUUCAAUUUGUGUUAUUUUUUUAAGAAAUGAAAUCUGUGCCAUUGUUGCUAAUAGUUUUAUUGUGGUGAAUUUGUAUUAUGUCAUAUAUUAUGGACUGUAGAAAUGAGUUAUUUAAAAAAAUACUUACCUAUAAUAAAGACCUUUUCUGCAAUAGUGUUAUAGCGCUGUUGUGAAUGUUCAUAAAAUCGUUUGCCAUUUCCAAAUUCUAUUGGUUCGAAACGUGAUUACAUUGCUUUGAAUUGAAGGCAAACCUAUCAAGUAUCAUGUUUUGUAUAUUAUGUACUGAUCUAUUAAACAAAAUAGCUUAAAUAUGUUACACUUGCAUGUGUUGCAGAAACACCUUAUUAUAAAUUGUUAUUUGUUGAAACGAAAGAAUGUAGGCAUGUAUAUAUAUUUAAAAAAAGACAUGAACAUGUAUAUAGCUAAUUUAACUGUUGUAAAGUUAUUAGAAAUGUUGUGAAAGCAAGAUGAGAACAUAAAGUACACGAAUGAGCAUGCUGUUUGUAUGUCAAAUGCCGCUUUAUCUAAGUUUGCUUUGAACGUAUGAAUGGAAGUGUAUUUAUGUCCAUAUACAAAACAAUGUAGAGGAAAAAAUGCAUAUGAUAUCGUAACAAAAACAACUGGCCGAUUGUUCGGAACGUUGUUAAAAUCAAAAACUUUGUUUACAUUAUUGUUGUUAACUCUCAAAUCUUUACUUCUCUUGAAUCUGUAUGAUACACAUGUAAUCUGCUGUAUUUCUAACAAGAUGUAAAACAAAAGUUGCAGUUGUUCUUGUUUAUAUUUAAAUAUAAAAGGACAUCAAAUAUCUACGUUAAAAAAAUAACAACCAUUACGUUCAUCACGUUGUUAACAUUUAUAAACUUAUUAACUUAUUAAAAUUUUGAACAAACGAUGUAUUGGUUUAGUGUCUUGUCAUUGCCCCAUUGUUAAUAUAUAUUUUAAUAUAUACAUCUAAAAUAUUGUUAUAUGUGUAAUUAUACAUUAAACAGUACGACAAUUUACACAUCACAUCUUAUACUACAUAUUUGACAUUCUUUUUUUUCAGAAAAUAUUUUUAUUUGCAAAGAUUAAUUCAAGUGAAUGUCUAAUUCUAUAGUUUUUUUUCUAAAAUGCAAGUCCAAAUUGCAUUUUGUAAAACAAACAAAAAACAAGUAUUUUCAAAAGAGAUGGAUCAAUCUUAAGCUUUCAGAUACUAUGUUAUCAGAUUUUUUAUACCCCCCAAAACAAAGUUUGGGGGGGGGUAUUCUGGAAUCGGGUUGUCCGUCUGUCCGUCUGUCUGUCUGUCUGUCCGUCUGUCCGUCUGUCCGUCCGUUUUUUUUUGUCCGGGAUUCAUCUUUGUCGUUAUUGAACAAAUCUUUUUCAAACUUUCAGAUAUUAAUGGCCAUGAUGUAAACUUGCGCCUCUGUGAAAUUGGUACGGGUCACAUGACCCUGACCAGAGUUAUCUCCCCUUGAUGUGUUAAAGUAGGCAAAAUAAGCCCUGUCCGGGAUUCAUCUUUGUUAUUAUUCAACAAAUCUUUAUCAAACUUUCAGAAAUUAAUGGCCAUGUUGUAAACUUUCGCCUCUGUGAAUUUGGUACAGGCCACAUGACCCUGACUGGAGUUAUCUCCCCUUGAUGUGUUAAAGUAGGCAAAAUAAGCCCUGUCCGGGAUUCAUCUUUGUUAUUAUUCAACAAAUCUUUAUCAAACUUUCAGAAAUUAAUGGCCAUGUUGUAAACUUUCGCCUCUGUGAAUUUGGUACAGGUCACAUGACCCUGACUGGAGUUAUCUCCCCUUGUAGGCAAAAUUAGCUUUGUCCGGCCUAACUCCAGGGCAAACAACCUAGACAUGGAGGGGUGGGGGGUAUUCGUUAGCCUAUGCUUACAGUUCUAGUUUGAUUUUUUUUUUUAAAUUUUGAUUUUGCUUGCCUUUCAGAACAAAAAUGUUAAUAUUUAAUUACAUAUAGGGUUAUGUUGUAGCUAUUUUCUUUCAAACCAAGCUGCAUGUAGACAAUGGCAUGCUUUCCUUUCCUAUUUGGCAUGCUUUUAAAUACUUUAAUUUGUUUAAUUGAUCAACUCUUCCAAAAAGGCUUCAUUGCUGUUUACUUACUCCUACUCACACAUGCUUCUUUUAUAACUGACCAAACCAUCUUGAUAUGUCUUUAUAUAUGUCAGAAUUGGAAACAUCAAAAUACAGUUUAUGCGAAUAUGUUAACGGUAUAUAGUUUGUUUAAGUAAUACACAUGUAUAAAAAAAUGUUGAGGAAAGGAUGUCUUUUUAGAUAUUGCAAUAAAUUAACCAGAUGCCAUCUUCAAGGUUUUUUUUCUGUAAUUCCUCGUUCUAAAUGUUUCGUCGUUUACAGUCUGAAACAAUUCCAAUUUAGCAAAGUUUGAGUGUGUGCGUGUGAAGCGUUCAUGUUUUUUUUUCGAAAAAAACAACAACAACACUGUACUGAUAAAUUAUGUUGUGACUUCGCUAAUUUCUUCUCUAUGGGAUCGCCAAAAACGGGAAAAAACCACCACCAGAGUUAAAUUUAUAUUUAACUGAGUUCUUUCCAAUAGAUAGUUAAAUUAGCGGAUUGUUUAUGCGUACGGACUAGUAAAAUGACUUAUACAUUAACGAAAACACUGUUAUUGCUGCUUUGAGAACAAUAAUCAAUUAAAUUAACAGAAAGCUCGUGCGAUUCAUUUGACUGGGACUAUUCUUUUAAUGCAAAGUAAAUCAUUACCAACGUGAAAGCAGCGUCUGAUAUGGUUCCGUGGUUUUUUUCUCAAAAGAAUGAUCCAGGAGAUGGCAUCUGUUCAACUGCGCUGAUAGCGUGAUGUAGCUUGUAAAAUAUUGCUCAAACUAUGCGUAUGUAUUAUUAUUGAGCUUUUGUUGAAUACGAUAUGCAUUCUUUUGCAAUAUCAUUAUGUCUUUAAAUGAAUUGAUAGUGUGAUGUAGCUUGUAUUGUUAAGUUCUUGCCCCAAACUAUGCGUUUGUAAUAUCAGUCAGUCUUUCAGGAAUCCGACACACAAAAUAGGAGCUUUCUGAUAGCUUCAUCAAUGCUAAAAUUCAUUUGGAUGGCUUGUGCACCCAUCUUUGUAUGUUUCGAAUCCUAAUUACUUAUCUAUAAAAUGAAUGACUAAAUGUACAUUAUACAUAAAGAUAUAACAGUGUUUAUAUUUGUUCUUUAUUCAAUUGAAAUUAGUAUUAGAAUGACCUACGCAAAAUUUAAAUGCAAAAAAACCCAACUUAACUAUAAUUAUAUUUAUCUUCAAACCUGAUUGGUUUUAUUUUGUUUACUGCACAGAAAACAAUACAAGUCAUCACAAAUAGUAUGGGGUCAGAAGGAAUCCAAAAUCCACAUGCAUUUGUACAGGAUAUCUUCACUGCCUUGAUAACAUGUUGUAGCUUGUAAGUUAUUGCUCAUAACUGCAUAAUUUCUGGGACUCUAUAAAUGCUGUGAUGAUAUAUUUUAGGCUUUAAAAAGCUUUUUUACUCCAACAUGUUUAUGGAUGAAGUGAAUACAAUUGUAAAUUAAUAAGUCGUCUGUAUAAAACAACCAUGUCAAACUAUAUAUGAUCCAAUUAGAGGAAAGGUCAAAAUCAUUUUCAUAAUACGGUCACUGUUUUUAAGAGAUCGUGUUUCAAACUAUUAUCCCAGUUAUAAAUGGCCGUAAAUUAAACGUAUUUCUGAAUAAAUUGUGGA
This is a messenger RNA of Mya arenaria, 6411 nucleotides long. Its product is annotated as neuropeptide CCHamide-1 receptor-like. Bases 348 to 1547 code for a protein of 399 amino acids. Gene Ontology annotation, cellular component: membrane. Gene Ontology annotation, biological process: G protein-coupled receptor signaling pathway. NCBI's taxonomy places the organism in Eukaryota, Metazoa, Mollusca, Bivalvia, Myida, Myidae. The record is from RefSeq and is a predicted model, not a curated record. The transcript has 2 exons. Gene Ontology annotation, molecular function: G protein-coupled peptide receptor activity.